Molecule: messenger RNA, 2184 nt
Organism: Talpa occidentalis (Iberian mole)
Lineage: Eukaryota; Metazoa; Chordata; Mammalia; Eulipotyphla; Talpidae
Gene: SCART1
Product: scavenger receptor family member expressed on T cells 1
Cellular component (GO): membrane
Source: RefSeq, a predicted model, not a curated record
AUGGACGACUUCGGGAGAGGACUCACCCUCCCCCCGGCCCUGGGCAGUGCUGCCUCUGCUGUCCGGCUCUGGACCUCCUCUCCCUGGCCUCAGAUCAGCAGGCGGCGGCCAGGGCUGGGGGCCCCCAGCUGCCUGCAGACCGCCUCCUCCCGGCGGCGCCGCCCGGACGGCGCCGUAGCUGGACCAAGACGCGCCGCGGGGACCCCGCUCCGGCGGCCGCAGGCGCCAGUGACCCGGCGCGCCGGGGUCCGGGCCUCGGGCGCAGAGCCGCCCCGUCGGCCCGCGGCCCCUGCGCACCCGCUCUCGGGCGCCGGACGUGGAGGCCCUCGCGCCGCCGUGACCUCCGCCGGCCCCCGCGGCCGGUGCUUCCCAGAGCUUCGGCACCUUCCGGGAGCUCCGGCUGGUGAAGGGCGCAGCCCCUGCGCGGGGCCCCCCGAGAUCUGCAGCCCCAACGGCGUGGGCCGCCUCUGCGCGCUGCACCGGGCCGGCGAGGCCGCCGCGCUCUGCGGGGCUGCGCUGUGGGCCGCGCUCCAGGCGCCGCGCGGAGCGGGCGCGGCCGGCAGGUGCGUGAGCGGCCGCGGCUCCGAGCGCACCAACCGCAGGCACGCUGAGGCCCGGCUGGCAGGCGGAGCCCCCUGUGCCGGGCGCCUGGAGGUGAGGCACGGCCUGACCUGGGGCACCGUCUGCGACGCCGACCUGGAUGUGGCCACGGCCUCCGUGGUGUGCCGGGAGCUGCGGUGUGGCUCUGCCGUGUCCAUGCCCGGGGCGGCCCACUUCCGCCGGGGUUCUGGGGUGGUGUGGACAGAGGCCUUCCGCUGUGCGGGCAAUGAGUCCCUGCUGUUCCACUGCCCACGGCGGCCAGGACACCAGUGUGGACACAGCCAGGACGCCGGGCUCCGAUGCUCAGGUGAGUUCCGGCUGGUCAACGGCAGCAGCAGCUGCCAGGGCCGUGUGGAGCUCCUGGUCCGGGGCGUCUGGGCACCCCUCUGUGCCACCCGCUGGGACCUCGCAGAUGCCAGCAUCCUCUGCUACCACCUCAACUGCGGCAGUGCUGAGGCCAUGCUCCAGGGAGGCCAUUUGGGGGGCGGGGCUGGGCUCAUCUGGCCCGACCAGUUCCACUGCGCUGGGACUGAGCCCUAUCUGUGGAAUUGUCCUGUAAGCACCCUCAGGGUGCCCUCCUGCGCCCCGGGACACGCUGCCACUGCCGUCUGCUCAGGCCUCCCCCAGGCCCUGCGGCUGAGAGACGGGCAGAGCCCCUGUGAUGGCCGCGUGGAGGUCUCCCUGGACGGCUCGUGGGGCCGCGUCCUGGAUGCUGCGUGGGACCUGCGUGGCGCCGCCGUGGUGUGCAGGCAGCUGAGGUGCGGGCGCCGAGCGGGCCUAGACGCGCCUGCGCCGCCGCGUGGGGCCGCCCCGGUGGGGCUGCGCGCCGCGCGCUGUCUGGGCACGGAGUCCCGCCUGACGCAGUGCAACGUGGCCGCGGGCGCGGUGCCGCGGGCGCCCGGGGCCUUGCGGGACGUGGGCGUCGUGUGCGCGGGGAGCCUCCGGCUGCGCCUGUCCGCGGCCCCGACCGCUGCGCGGGGCGCGUGGGGCACCGUGUGUGACGACGCCUGGGGCCUGCGCGACGCCCACGUGGUCUGCGGGCAGCCGGGCUGUGGCCGCGCUCGGGGCGCCGGGGCCGCGCACUCCGGGGCAGGGUCCGCCGUGUGGCUGGGCGAGCUGGGCUGUGCGGGGAGAGGCGCGCUGUGGCGGUGCCCGUCGGGGGGCUGGGGCCGGCCCGACUGCGGGCACAAGGAGGACGCGGGCGUCUUCUGCUCAGACUCAGGGGCGGCGCCGGCCCGGGCCCCUCUGCGGAAGCGAUUCCGCGGCCGCUUUCCCCGCGCGCUGCGACCGCUCCCGCGGCCGGCUGGGCCUCCGGCCCCGGGCGCCCACCGGAGGGGCCUGGACCUGCGGAAGCGGCAGCUCCGUCCUUUCCCGGGGCUUGAAUUCGGUGUUUUUACGCGUCUGCUCCGCGGGUCUCGACCAGACGGUUUCCUGCCUUCCCAGCGGUUUCCAGGGCGGCGUCUCCGCGCCACGCGCCGCUGCCCAGACGUGACAGCGCGGCCCCAGCCGGCCCCUGAGCCUGCGCCGCCAGCACCCGGGGGUGGGCGACGGUCGGGGUGCGUGACCGCGGGCCUCGCGCGCUGA